AUGGACAAUAAACACCAUACUUCAACUUCAAAACCUAAACACAAGAACAAGAUUUUGAAGAUGCUUCCCAAAGCCAUGUCGUUUGGUCAUCGGGUACCACCGUUUAGUCCGGGAAGAGAUCUCCACCACCAUCACCACAAUACUACGACGUCCUCCAACAAAGCGUUUUUCUCCGGUCCUAUGGUCCCUCUGGUUCCUAACGCGGCUCGGGUCAGAAGAGCCAAAAGCGACGCCGUUUGGGACGAACCAACUUCGCCUAAAGUCUCUUGCAUCGGUCAGAUCAAGCUCGUUAAGUCAAAACGCUGCUCUCCAAAGAAGAACAGAGCACCUCCGUCGUCGCAGAUUCCUAAAAUCCCCAAAACGCAGUCGUCUUUGACCAAAGACGAUGAAAAAAGUCAUCGUGUUUCGAAGAUCAAGCGAUUCUUCUCGUUUUCGGCGGCGGGAGGAGGAGGAGGAAACACGUCUAGAAAAUCUCACCACUCUGGCGCCGGCGCCGUCGCGGAUGAACAUCCGGUUGCGGUGGUUUCCGCCGCGGUUCCUUCGUUAGGUCAGAUGAAGAAAUUCGCGAGCAGUCGUGACGCUUUAGGUGGUUUCGAUUGGUCGGUUGAGUUGAAAGAAGAUGAAGAAUCUCCGGCUGAUCAUCGCCGUGGUUACUAUUCCGACGAUGAGAAGAAGAGAGGAAGCUCUUACUUUAGAGACGACAAUGAAGACGAAGAUGAAGAAGACGACAUAAUCAUCCCUUUCUCAGCUCCGUUGAGUUUGAAACCGAAGACAGAAGUUAACUUGUGGAAGAGAAGAACAAUGGAUCCACCAAAACCACUUCAUCUCAAAAUCUGA
Microthlaspi erraticum is the source of this 837-nucleotide messenger RNA. The record is from the annotation of a GenBank genome assembly. NCBI's taxonomy places the organism in Eukaryota, Viridiplantae, Streptophyta, Magnoliopsida, Brassicales, Brassicaceae.